Messenger RNA from Pleuronectes platessa (European plaice), 4638 nucleotides. RefSeq names its product WD repeat domain 62 (gene wdr62). Gene Ontology annotation, biological process: mitotic spindle organization; regulation of mitotic cell cycle; neurogenesis. Gene Ontology annotation, molecular function: protein binding. NCBI's taxonomy places the organism in Eukaryota, Metazoa, Chordata, Actinopteri, Pleuronectiformes, Pleuronectidae. Gene Ontology annotation, cellular component: mitotic spindle. Bases 198 to 4343 code for a protein of 1381 amino acids. The transcript has 33 exons. The record is from RefSeq and is a predicted model, not a curated record.
GCAGGAGCAAGUGUCAGGUUUCAUCAGUUAGCAUCAAGCUAAGCUAACGCUCCAUCGUCAUCAGCUGCGGAGAUUUUGGUCAAACUGACCCGAGCCCGCUUCAGUCCGGCGGCCUCUAGUGGACCCGCAGCCCGGUGUCUGAGCGCAGUGUGCCCCGGGUCGGUAUCAGAGCCGUUUGAACUUCCUGGACAAGUGUCAUGGCGGAGGGAGCGGAGUACGGCUCAGUCACCGCCGGGAAGAGGAGACCAGCAGCGGGGAGGAAGAGCCGACAGAGCCGGCAGAAGAGCUGCUGCAGCCGGGUGAGUCUGGAGAAAGUCCUAGGAAUCAGCACGGCCAGCAGCAGCGGUCUGACCUCUGACCCCACCUCGGGGCUCAUCGCCUAUACUGCAGGGUGUGUGAUCGUGCUGCUUCACCCAAAGAAGAACAAACAGAGUCACAUCCUCAACACGUCCAGGAAACCCUUCAGUGCUGUGGCCUUCUCUCAUGAUGGGAAACACCUGGUCACUGGGGAGAGCGGUCACAUGCCCUGUGUCAGGGUGUGGGAGGUGGGCGGAGCUCCGGUGGCCGAGGUUCAGUGUCAUAAAUAUGGAGUUUCCUGCGUCGCCUUCUCCACCAACAGCUGUUACAUCGUCUCGGUGGGAUAUCAACACGACAUGACUGUUAGUGUGUGGGACUGGAGGAAAGGUUCCAUCAUCGCCUCUAACAAAGUGUCCAGCAGAGUGUCCGCCGUGUCCUUCUCACAGGACAACAGCUACUUCGUCACUGCAGGAACCAGACACGUCAAGUUCUGGUACCUGGAUGCCUCCAAAGAACGACGGGUGAACAGCACGGUGCCUCUGAUUGGUCGUUCAGGGUUGCUGGGUGACCAUAAGAACUGUGUGUUCAGCGGGGUGGCGUGUGGGCGUGGCCUCAUGGCGUCCAGCACCUACUGCAUCACCAGCUCCGGGCUGCUGUGUUUGUUCAACAGCAGCCGACAGCUGGAGGCCUGGGUCAACCUCAAGACGGAGUCUGCGAGUUGUCUGUCCGUCAGUGAGGACCAUGUCUUCUGUGGCUGCGCUGACGGUGUGAUCAGAGUGUUCGACCUGCUGCACCUGCAGUACGUCACCAAGCUGCAGCGCCCCCACAGACUGGGAGUGGACAUUAGUCGACAGCACAGCAGCCUGUUUCCUGUCGGUCCAGAUGAUCACUUCCCUGACACCUUGGCUUUGACCUUUGACCCUGCUGCCAAACACCUGACCUGCGUGUACGACGACCACAGUGUGUAUGUGUGGGACGUCAAAGACGUGAGGAGCGUGGGGAAGCUGUACUCCGCCUUGUACCACAGCAGCUGUGUGUGGAGCGUCGAGGUGUAUCCUCAGCUGUCAGACGUGUCCCAGGCGUGUCUGCCGCCCUCCUCCUUCCUCACCUGCUCAUCUGACAACACAAUCAGAGUGUGGCACGCCGACCCACCCACUGCCGCCACAGCACACAAGAACCUGUACAGCAACGACCUGUCAAGGAUUGUGUACGUUGGCGAGAAUACGCAGCACCUGCAGGCGGAGGGGAAGAAGGCAGAGGCAGCAGGGGCUGAUGGGAAGUCUGGGAUCAGAGUACUGGGAAUCAGUCCGGACGGUCGACACCUGGCUGCUGGAGACCGCUGUGGAAAUCUCCGUAUCUUCGCUCUAGAGUUUCUGGACGAGCUGGUGAAGAUCGAGGCUCAUGACUCUGAGGUUCUGUGUCUGGAGUUCUCACCGACUUCCACAGGUUUGAAGCUGUUGGCGUCAGCCAGCCGGGACCGACUGAUCCACAUCUUCAACCUGGAGAAGAACUUCAAUCUGGAACAGACUCUGAACGACCAUUCAGCCUCCAUCACUGCCGUCAAGUUCACAGGUGAGAGUCCAGAGGUUCAGAUCGUGAGCUGUGGAGCCGACAAAAGCAUCUACUUCCAGACGGCUGAACAGACGGCGGAGGGUCUGUCAUUCUCCAGGAGUCAUCACGUGGUGGAGAAGACGACGCUGUACGACAUGGACCUGGACUCCUCCAAGAAGCACGUGGUCAUCGCCUGUCAGGACCGAAACGUCAGAGUUUACGACGUGGAAACUGGGAAGUUGAAGAGGUGUUUGAAAGGCUCGUCCAGCGAUGAAGGAUCUCUGCUGAAGGUUCAGAUGGACCCGUCCGGGAGCUUCUUCGCCACCAGCUGCUCAGAUAAAAAUAUCACCAUCUUUGACUACGAGUCAGGAGAGUGUGUUGCCACCCUGUUUGGACAUGCAGAGAUCGUCACUUGUAUGAGGUUCAGUCACGACUGUCGACACCUCAUCACUGUGUCAGGAGACAGUUGUGUGUUUGUGUGGCGACUGGACGCUCAGAUGACCUCCACCAUGAGGAAGAGGCGGGGCCUCAGACUGAAAGUUGCACCGGACGCCCGCCACCACAAGCCUCUGAACAUCCGGAGGGAGACGUUCAUCACGGUUCCCUCGUCUCAGCAGCGUCAGGCGGAGGAAGAGGAGGAUGAGGAGGAGGAGGAGUCUGACCUCAGGACUCCUACCAGACUGGACUUUGCUCAGGAUGUUCCGCAGCUUCAGACCAAUGGAAAACUGCCCCUGUGGUUCAGAAAGGUGCAGGGUCAGGGCGGAGCCUCCACGGCCGACCAACCAGAUGCUGGGCCUCGUCAGUGUCGCAGUCGCUGGACAGAACAGCUGAAUCCUCUGACUAUCUGCUCCAACUGCUCCCCCAGCCCCCCCAAGAGUCCAGGGGAGGAGGACGAGGAGGUGGAGGAGGAUGAGGACGAAGAAGAAGACGAAGACUUCCACCCUCAGAGUCUGGAGAGUCUGCUGGGAGAAAACCAAGAGGAAGGAGAUGGAAAGGAGGAGGAGGACGAAGACUUUCACCCUCAGAGUGUGGAGAGAUUGAUGAAAGAUGGAGAGAAGGAGGUGCUGCAGCCUGCAGGUGAGAACAGGAGCAGCUAUGUCCUCCACCCCAGCAGCAGCGCCCCCAACAGGAAGUUUGACGUUGAAGACGUCCCUGACCCACAGAGAUCUUUGACCCAGCUGGAGGUCAGAGGUCAGGGGGCGGAGCCAGUGUGGUGCACUCAGCUGAGCCCUGACUCCGCCUGCUUUGAGGGCUCUGCAGGAAGCUCGGAGCAGCCUCUUGAUGCCGACACAGACUCUCUGAGUCAGGGCAGCUCUGUGGGCAGUUUGGGUCCAGAGGACGAUGAGGACAGAAACCUGCUGAAGAACCAUUUUGAUACGCUGGCGUCGAGUCUGAGCGAAGAGAAGUUCGACACUGACCUCAGGACUCUGCAGCCUCCGGAGGAAAAACACUUCCUGAACCCUCGACUCAGCAUCUCCGCCCGCUUCCUGUCCCGCUUCCAGGACAGACUCAGGGUGUGGCCGAGUCGAGCUCCGCCUCCCGUCUCCAUCCCGACCAGGAUCUCAGAGGAGAGCGUCAUCAACACAUCGGAGAACGUGGAGUCGAGCAGCAACGCCGGGUCCAACGAGUCGACUCUCAGAGAGAGCUGCAGCGACGUGACCUCCACCAACAGCAUGGUGUCUGCGGUGCAGCAGCGGGUGUCCCGGCUUGGAUACCUGGGAACCACCGCCAGCUCCAGGUCCAAAGUGAGCCAGGACCCCCCCACCUCCAACUCCCCCUCCGCCCAGGAGGAGGAGAAGGAAAACCUUUGGUCCUCCUCAGACUCUCAUCCUGGUCCUGAUCCCCCCGAGGACCAGACCAGCAGUGUCGCUCUGUCCUCCCAGAAGCCCCGGCUUCAUCUACCUGCAGAGACCAGCCCUCAGGUGUGGACCACACCCACUGAGGGGCCGUCAGAGGGCGGAGCCAGCAGGUGGAGCGCCAGCAGCAUUGACAAAACGCCGACAAAUCAAAACCAAAUGAUAAUCCCAAGCCCCGCCCCCUGCAUCACAUCCACGUGCUCCCUCUCUGGGGAGAGGGCCGGUCCAGAAUCAGACGAAACCCUUGGUGAUGAUUCCUCCUGUGGCCCCCCCAGCUCUGCCUCCUGUCCACUUUCAGACAGACCCUGCCCCCCCCUCUCAGGUGCUGUUGAGGCGGUGACGCUGCAGCAGUGUCAGCAAGUCGCCAACGAGCUGCGACACACGACCAGACGAGCCGUGCGCCUCCACCAGCAGCUCGGUGAGUCGCUCGGCUUUGUGGAGCAGCAGCUACAGAUGUCAUCUGUCCUGCAGGAGGCGUUUGAAUCCGUUCACUCUGAGCUGCAGGUGGUCUUGCAGGGAGAGGGGCAGGGCAGCAGCACGCCCUCUGGUGGACUGGAGGGUGCAGGGACGUUGUCUCUGCUGGAGAAAUACUCUGAGCUGCUGCUGCAGAUGACGCAGAACAAACUGAACCGGAUCUGAUCAUCAGGACACUUCAAUCUUAUUAAUAUCUUUAUCGUCAGAACUGUAACAUGUUUUGACUUUGUGGAUUCAUAACUUCAAACAUUAAAAGUUGUUUUUUUUGUGUGUUUUUCCCGGAGUCACGAUAGGAUGUGUGAGAGCGAUACGGAGGCUGAAGGAAACUUCAGCCUGACGGAGUCGCUAAUCAAUAACAUUUCAUAUAUAUGUAAAGUUUUUACGAUCAGUAUUAAAUCAAGCAUGUUGUGUUGUUUUUAAAUCACGUCACUUUUUGUAAAUAAACCUGUUUUACAUGUUU